CCAUACGCGCGGAAUCUUUAAUCAUUCAUUUUGCACGUCGGAGUGUAAACAUGAGCGCACCAAGUAAUUUCAGCUGCGUUCAGCAUUAGUUCAGAUAUAUAAAGCUACAACGCGGCAGGGAACCUGCAGAAAACAUUAAAAUCAUCCCUUUACGAUGUGAAGGGAUAUUGUUUAUCUUAUUGAUUGAUUUACAUCACAACCUACUGUAGCUGUCACUUGAAAGUCAAACUCAUCAUAAAGACCCCUUAGAAGUUUGCCGGGGCCCCCUAGUGGACCUUGUCCCCUGGUUAAGAACCACUCAUUUAAAGGGUGAGCUCCUUAGGUCAGGACAGCUGUGCCAAAUCAUCACAAAAAGAUGAGCCAGGAGGUAUCCAUCCAUAGUUGGCCUGGCUCUUAUUACAUCAACAGUGAGAAACGCUGGGCCAGUGGCAUUCUUUCCUUAACCCGCACCACCCUGUGCUUCACUUCUGAGCAGAAACAUGAGAAUCUGGCUAGCCUGAGGCUCUCGCGCAUCAUGGAGAUCAAGAUGGAGGCCUCCAGCUUAAUUUUUGGUGCUCUCACUGUGUUGGAGCAGGGAAACAUCAAGCACUGGUUUGGGUCUCUCAGGCCUUGUCGUAUUGCUGUUUACCACGUGCUAGAGCACUUCUGGAGGGAACGGCUGUUGUCACCCACAGAGCCACAUGGAGUUGAAGCUCCUCUUAGUAAGGGCCAGGAGCUGAUCAGCCUGAUAUCUGGAGCCCAAAGGAGGUUGGAAGAUACUGGAAAAGUCCUGAACCACCAGGGAGAGCAGUUUGACAACAUGAUUCAGGGCCUGGACAAGAUCGAAUCAGACCUGAACGUGGCAGAUAAACUACUCUCCGAACUUGAGUGUCCGUCUUGGUGGCCUUUUGGCAAACUGCCAUGGAAGAGCCAUCAGGAGGCCAAGUCUGAGGCAGCUGCCAAAGUGCCCUAUACUAAAGUUUCAGGCAAGGGCCAAAAAGUCAUAAUCAGCAUUCCAGCUAUUGUCUCCCGUGUUGGAAACGCUGGAAACAUGAAACCAGGUAGCCUGGUGGUUUUGGUCUCUUCUCUGGAGAUUCAAGAUGCAAAUGGACAGCUCCUUCAUUGCUUUGAGAAGGAAGAGGUGGACGAUAUCCAUGUGCACAGCCCCUACGAGAUCAGUGUUCGUCAUCGCUUCAUUGGGAAACCUGACAUCUGUUUUAGAGUUCUCUCUGCCAGGAUGACUGAAGCUUUAUCUGUAUUGGAGAUGCAGUACAAGAAGAAAAUUGAGAUUACACGUGACUAUGCAGCAUUUCAGGCAACUUUGGCAACCAGACCAGAAAGCCCAGAAGGUGGAGGAAACAUUUGGAGCGCAGGUCAUGGACAGCAAACGGAGGUGCCAGUGGAGGUGCCUGCUGGUGAACUGACACAACUUCAACUUCAUGUGCUUCAGCCUACUGUAACUGAGGCAGAGGCACAGGAGCUAAAACAGAUGCUCCAGCAGCUGAAGCAUCUUGCCCUGGAGGCUGAGACAGAGCUGGAGCGUCAAGACGAAGCUCUGGAUGUAUUGAGUUGUUCUACAGACCGCACCACCAUGAACAUUAACAGACACACCUGCCGCAUGAGGAAACUGCUGUGAACUUAAUGCUUAAUGGCAGAUUAAUGGUAAGAUAUUCAUAAGUAUAUACACACAAAAUAAAAUAAAAAUAAAUAAAUAAAUAAAACUUUGUUUCUUAAUACAGCACUGUUUAUACUGUAAAUUCAUUUGAUCUUUAUGAGUAAGGUAGAAAGCUGUAAAGAGCGAAAAUGAGGUUGGCUCUGAUGUCAAUCAUGUUAGCAAACGAUAGCAGUAAUAGCAAUGGCAAAAGGUUUUGGUUAAAGGUUAGGCAUUUUGUACGCUAAAUAAAAACACUCUUAAGAGUGAAGUGUCAAAUAAUAUUGUAGUAGGGAUGUCAAAAGUACCAGUACCAUGUUGACACUAAAAUAAAAUAUAUCUAUAAAA
Molecule: messenger RNA, 1978 nt
Organism: Megalobrama amblycephala (Wuchang bream)
Lineage: Eukaryota; Metazoa; Chordata; Actinopteri; Cypriniformes; Xenocyprididae
Gene: snap47
Product: synaptosome associated protein 47
Exons: 6
Coding region: 356-1615 (419 amino acids)
Biological process (GO): synaptic vesicle priming; synaptic vesicle fusion to presynaptic active zone membrane; exocytosis
Cellular component (GO): plasma membrane; SNARE complex
Molecular function (GO): syntaxin binding; SNAP receptor activity
Source: RefSeq, a predicted model, not a curated record